AUGCCACCGAAGCAGUCCACCGCUGGAGUCUCUCGCGGCCGUCCCCUCGGAUCCAAGAAUAAGGCUGCACCAUCAGCGGCUGCCACUAAGAAGCACAGUGCGGCUGCCAAGGGGACGAAGCGAGCCCAGCCCAGCCCGUCUCCCGAGGGCCGGCGACGCGACGGAUCCCAGGAGGCCACGGAGACCGAUCAAGACAUGGAUGAUGAUGAAGAUGACGACAACGAGGAGCCGGAGAAGACUAUCCCAUCUGAGCUGCUGACACGCAUCCUGCACGAGUUUUUCGAGAAGGACGGCACGCGGAUCACCAAAGAUGCAAACAACGCCCUCGCCAAGUACAUGGACAUUUUCGUCAAGGAGGCUAUUGCGCGCGCCGCGGCUGAGAGGGAUGGCGGUUUCUUGGAGGUCGAGGAUCUCGAGAAGAUCGCGCCGCAACUGUUAUUCGACCUGUGA
This is a messenger RNA of Diaporthe batatas, 450 nucleotides long. RefSeq lists its product as uncharacterized. Gene Ontology annotation, biological process: resolution of meiotic recombination intermediates; replication fork processing; DNA repair. The record is from RefSeq and is a predicted model, not a curated record. Gene Ontology annotation, molecular function: protein heterodimerization activity. The transcript has 2 exons. Bases 1 to 450 code for a protein of 149 amino acids. Lineage: Eukaryota; Fungi; Ascomycota; Sordariomycetes; Diaporthales; Diaporthaceae. Gene Ontology annotation, cellular component: Fanconi anaemia nuclear complex; FANCM-MHF complex.